AUGACAAAUCUCAACGGUGGUUAUAUAAAUCCACAGGACAGGCCAUCAGGAUUUGAUGAUGGUGAUGACGGCUUUGGAAGCAAGAAGCAAAAGACUCUGGAAGAUUGGAAAAGGGAGCAGCAGGAACGAAGACAUCUUUACGAGAAUGCUCCACCUCCAGAGCACAUUUCGCAGGCGCCGAAGUGCAUCGAAUGUCAAGUUAACAUUGAGAUGGAUCCUGUGAUGGAUGAUAUAUUCAAGCUAAAGGUCUGUAAGUCAUGCGUUAAACAGCAUCCAGAAAAGUACUCGUUACUCACUAAAACUGAAUGCAAGGAGGACUACUUUCUCACCGACCCAGAGCUCAACGAUCCUGAGCUCUUCCACAAGAUGGAAAAGCCAAACCCGCAUUCAGGCACAUUUGCAAGGAUGCAGCUCUUUGUCAGAUGCGAAGUGGAACGGUUUGCAUUCAAGAAAUGGGGUAGCGAAGAAGGUCUCGAUAAGGAGUGGCAUAGACGAGAAGAGGGCAAAUCACAGAGACGUGAGAAGAAAUACCAGCAAGAAAUGCUUAAAAUGAGGAUGAAAACUAGAGCACAAGAGUUUACAACAAGGCUUAAGGAAAGAAAGCAUGGAAAGGCACAUGUACACAACUUUAGCGCUCCGAUAGAUGGUGGAACCAACGAUGACGGUUACCAAGUUCUGCGAAGAAGAUGCAUUGACUGCGGUCUAGAAACAGAAGAAGUAAGCAUUUGA
This is a messenger RNA of Torulaspora globosa, 729 nucleotides long. RefSeq names its product DNA repair protein RAD14 (gene RAD14). Gene Ontology annotation, molecular function: damaged DNA binding. The record is from RefSeq and is a predicted model, not a curated record. Gene Ontology annotation, cellular component: nucleotide-excision repair factor 1 complex. The coding region runs from base 1 to 729 and encodes 242 amino acids. Gene Ontology annotation, biological process: nucleotide-excision repair, DNA damage recognition; UV-damage excision repair; nucleotide-excision repair involved in interstrand cross-link repair. NCBI's taxonomy places the organism in Eukaryota, Fungi, Ascomycota, Saccharomycetes, Saccharomycetales, Saccharomycetaceae. The transcript has a single exon.